Messenger RNA from Puntigrus tetrazona (Sumatra barb), 6935 nucleotides. RefSeq names its product calcium-activated potassium channel subunit alpha-1. NCBI's taxonomy places the organism in Eukaryota, Metazoa, Chordata, Actinopteri, Cypriniformes, Cyprinidae. The transcript is spliced from 31 exons. Gene Ontology annotation, cellular component: postsynaptic membrane. The record is from RefSeq and is a predicted model, not a curated record. The coding region runs from base 21 to 3419 and encodes 1132 amino acids. Gene Ontology annotation, molecular function: large conductance calcium-activated potassium channel activity. Gene Ontology annotation, biological process: potassium ion transport; transmembrane transport.
CACAGAAGGUGAAUAACCCUAUGAACAGUCAGGCUGAUGGCCCACCGAAGAGCCUGAGUGAUAAAGAUGAAGCCCCAGCCAGCGAGGUGGGCUGGAUGACCUCAGUCAAAGACUGGGCGGGGGUCAUGAUCUCAGCACAGACCCUUACCGGCAGAGUACUGGUGGUGUUGGUCUUUGCACUCAGCAUCGGAGCUCUGGGAAUAUACUUCAUAGAUUCUUCGGAUCCUAUAGAAUCCUGUCAGAAUUUCUACAAAGACUUCACGUUACAAAUUGACAUGGCAUUCAACGUGUUCUUCUUACUCUACUUCGGCCUGCGCUUCAUAGCAGCCAAUGAUAAGCUGUGGUUCUGGCUGGAGGUGAACUCCGUGGUGGACUUCUUCACAGUACCGCCCGUGUUUGUGUCAGUGUAUCUGAACAGGAGCUGGCUGGGUCUGAGGUUUCUAAGAGCCUUGAGAUUGAUACAGUUCUCAGAAAUUUUACAGUUUUUGAAUAUCUUAAAAACAAGUAAUUCCAUCAAGCUGGUGAACCUGUGUUCCAUCUUCAUAAGCACAUGGCUCACUGCUGCAGGAUUCAUUCAUCUGGUGGAAAACUCAGGGGAUCCAUGGGAAAACUUCCAAAACUCUCAACCGCUCUCAUAUUGGGAAUGUGUGUACUUAUUAAUGGUCACUAUGUCCACGGUGGGAUAUGGAGACGUCUAUGCAAGAACCACUCUUGGACGCCUUUUCAUGGUCUUCUUCAUUCUCGGUGGUCUGGCCAUGUUUGCCAGCUACGUCCCUGAAAUCAUAGAGUUAAUAGGAAACCGCAAGAAAUAUGGUGGUUCCUAUAGUGCGGUAAAUGGCAGAAAGCACAUUGUGGUCUGUGGUCAUAUCACUCUCGAAAGUGUUUCCAACUUCCUUAAAGACUUCCUACACAAGGACAGGGAUGAUGUCAAUGUAGAAAUUGUUUUUCUUCAUAAUAUUUCCCCUAAUCUUGAGCUGGAAGCCUUGUUCAAACGUCACUUCACUCAGGUGGAAUUUUAUCAAGGAUCGGUCCUCAACCCACAUGAUCUAGCAAGAGUAAAGAUCGAGUCAGCGGACGCCUGCUUGAUUCUUGCGAACAAAUACUGUGCAGACCCCGAUGCCGAAGAUGCUUCUAAUAUCAUGAGAGUAAUAUCUAUCAAGAACUACCAUCCAAAGAUUAGAAUAAUCACACAAAUGUUGCAGUACCACAACAAGGCCCAUCUGCUAAACAUUCCCAGCUGGAACUGGAAGGAGGGUGAUGAUGCGAUCUGCCUUGCCGAGCUGAAGGCAGGCUUCAUAGCCCAGAGCUGCCUGGCACAGGGCCUGUCCACCAUGCUCGCCAACCUCUUCUCCAUGAGGUCAUAUAUCAAGAUCGAAGAGGACACGUGGCAGAAGUAUUAUCUGGAAGGAGUGGCCAAUGAAAUGUACACAGAGUACCUGUCCAGUGCCUUUGUCGGGCUUUCAUUUCCUACAGUUUGUGAGUUGUGCUAUGUGAAGCUCAAGUUGUUGUUGAUCGCUGUCGAGUACAAGUCCGAGCAGAGGGAAAGCAGAAGCAGAAAGCGUAUUCUGAUCAACCCGGGAAAUCACGUUAAGAUGCAGGAGGGGACACUGGGAUUCUUUAUCGCCAGUGAUGCCAAAGAGGUCAAAAGAGCAUUUUUCUACUGCAAAGCAUGUCAUGAUGACAUCACAGAUCCCAAAAGGAUUAAAAAGUGUGGCUGCAAGAGAAUGACAUAUUUCGAAGAUGAGCAUCCGUCAACACUGUCACCCAAAAAGAAGCAACGCAACGGAGGCAUGCGAAAUUCACCCAACUGCUCACCCAAAAUGAUGAGACACGACCCUCUACUCAUUCCAGGAAAUGAGCAGAUUGAGAACAUGGAUGCUAAUGUGAAAAGAUACGACUCUACCGGAAUGUUUCACUGGUGUCCGUCCAAAGAUAUCGAGAAGGUCAUUCUGACACGCAGCGAGGCCUCCAUGACGGUUUUAAGUGGGCAUGUAGUAGUCUGUAUAUUUGGAGAUGUCACGUCAGCUUUAGUGGGGCUUCGAAACUUGGUGAUGCCUUUGAGAGCAAGCAACUUCCAUUACCACGAGCUAAAGCCCAUCGUGUUUGUGGGCUCAUUAGAUUAUUUGAGAAGAGAGUGGGAAACCCUUCACAACUUCCCUAAAGUCUCCAUCUUACCUGGUACGCCAUUAAGUCGAGCUGAUUUAAGGGCCGUCAACAUCAACCUCUGUGACAUGUGCGUUAUCCUGUCAGCCAAUCAGAACAAUAUCGACGAUGCUUCACUGCAGGACAAGGAAUGCAUCUUGGCGACUCUUAACAUCAAAUCUAUGCAGUUUGAUGACAGCAUUGGGGUCUUGCAGGCUAAUUCCCAAGGUUUCACACCUCCAGGGAUGGAUAGAUCAUCUCCAGAUAAUAGUCCAGUGCACGGCUUGGUGCGGCAGGCAUCCAUCACCACGGGAUCAAACAUCCCGAUCAUAACUGAACUCGCUAAGCCUGGCAAACUACUGCCUUUGGUUUCAUUCAGUCAGGAAAAAAACAGUGGAACCAACAUACAAAUGAUAACAGAACUGGUGAAUGACUCCAACGUUCAGUUUUUGGACCAAGACGACGAUGACGACCCAGAUACGGAGCUGUAUCUGACCCAGCCGUUUGCCUGCGGUACCGCGUUCGCCGUCAGCGUGUUGGACUCCCUGAUGAGUGCGACAUACUUCAAUGAUAAUAUCCUCACCCUGAUCCGGACGCUGGUCACGGGAGGCGCCACUCCGGAGCUGGAGGCCCUGCUGGCUGAGGAGAACGCGCUGAGAGGUGGCUACAGCACGCCGCAGACGCUGGCUAACAGGGACAGGUGUCGGGUCGCCCAGCUGGCCCUCUACGAUGGGCCCUUCGCAGACUUGGGGGAUGGUGGUUGCUACGGAGACUUAUUUUGUAAAGCAUUAAAAACGUACAACAUGCUGUGCUUUGGAAUCUAUAGAUUACGAGAUGCACAUAUAAGUGUACCAAGCCAGUGCACAAAAAGAUAUGUCAUCACAAACCCGCCUUAUGAGUUUGAGCUGGUGCCCACGGACCUGAUCUUCUGUCUGAUGCAGUUUGACCACAACGCGGGCCAGUCCCGAGCGAGCCUGUCCCAUUCCUCCCAUUCCUCUCAUUCAUCCAGCAAGAAGAGCUCGUCUGUUCACUCCAUCCCCGCCACAAACCGACAGAACCGCAGCAGCAAAGCCCGUGAAGCCCGUGACAAACAGAAUGCAACAAGGAUGAAUAGAAUGGGCCCAGAAAAGAGAUGGUUUACAGAUGAAGCAGAAAACGCAUACCCGAGGAACAUUCAAAUCAAGCCCAUGAGCACUCACAUGGCCAACCAAGUCAAUCAGUACAAAUCCACUAGCAGUCUGAUUCCACCUAUCCGAGAAGUCGAAGAUGAAUGCUGAACGAAUCCCCAGCCUUUACCAUCACGGAGGGACUUGGGUCAUCCUGCUGUAAAAGACGAGCGCUAAUCGUGAAACCAUGACUGUGAUGAUGGCGACACAUUGUUCUUCCCCUGUUCGAAUCGAAGGUUUCAAGCGAUCGAGAACUGGAAGGGACUUCCUAUGUGUAUACCUUUAAUGUUACUUCCAUACUUUUAUAUAUGUAUACAUAGUGAUGUACAUAAUGACAAUCAAGUAAGGAUUGUACAGCCCCUAGCACUUUUUGAAAUUAUGUUAACAGGCAAACAAAAGAAGACGAAAAAAAAAAAAAAAAAAGUACUUCCUGUGAUUCACUGCAAUAUUUCACCUCUGCCGUGACCUGACUCCAUGCAGAGGGCGCUAUAAUGGAGGAUGAGGGUCACCGUCGUUCACUUCAUCCAAACACUACCCAAAGAUCAGCCCCGCCGAUUGAGUUGCGUAUCCGUCGUCCGUUUCGUUUUGCACUACCGCGUAAAAACUGGAGCACUGCUCACAAAAGAGUCAGAGCUUUCUCCUCUGAGUUUGGGGCUGACGUCACAGGCUGAGGCUGUUAACUGAAUGGUUUUGUUCAGGGAAACGAGUGCUUGCGUGACUGUAUUCGUGCAUGGUGUGUGCCCGAAGGCUGCCUGAAGUAACCCGAAAGUGUGGCUCAGGAAAGGAUGCCCAUUUCCAUCCCUGCAGACCGUUUAUACACGUGGAAAUGUUUGCUGUACUAAAUGCAAAUGGCUGUCCCCAACGUAGCUCUUCGGAAUUGGCAAUACAUUGAGGAUAUGCACUACUUCUGUUGAUGUCUUUCCAUCAUCCAUGACUGCUGGUCAUCGAGGCUUAUAACAUGUUUGUCUGCGUCUGCGGCUCUGCUAUUAAUACGACUGAAUGGAACACUGCUGUAACCUGCUGAUAAUUCAACAAUGAUUGAGCUUUAAUGCUGAGAAAACAUAAAAUUGAUAAUGCCACGUAUUGCGAAAAGUGGGCAUCGAUGGUUCCUCCUUUGGGUGUAGUCGCUGCCUGACACAGGGUUGGCACGGGGGCGGAAAAGUGCUUGGAUGUUCCCCGUGACCAACCGUGAUGCCUUAAAGUCAAAGCUCAAUCAUAAUGUUCAAUUAUCAGCCAGAGAUGUAACUUGUGGAUGAUUCUUGCUGUGGUCUGAAUGGAUCUGAACGUCACUCACUUCUAUCAAGGCUACACGACUAUGUUGUACCUUUAAGUAGAACGUAUAUUGAUACAAAUGCUUCACAGACCUUUGAACUUUGCUUCAAGUGCUCUGUCAGAUUUAUACAUAAGUACAUACUUAUUUUUUAUCCAUGAGCGUAAUCAUUUUGUACUUAUUUUUAUACAUAUCAGAGAACUUUAUUUCUAAAUGUAUCUUAAAGAUAUCUUAAUAGCUACAUUGCAGAGCGGUUCAGUUUCUUCAGUUUUACCCCUGACAACACAACAUAUCACAUAACAUCAACCGGGACACGUCAAAAAGUCUGUGAACCCGAGUCAAAAAAAAAGGUACAAUUUCAGCUUGCCAUCUGGAGUGCUCUUUGAUACUCACACGGGCUGCUUUGAAGGACCUCGAGCUCUACUACUAAAACAGCAUACAUGCUUUCAUUUUCAUAAGCUAACAGAGAUGAAAACCAAUAUUGAAUGACUGAUGACACUUAUCUGUAAUUCCAGGUAAAGCGAUGUUGAUCCUCAGACAGACAGGAACUCAGAGGAGGGGCUCUGCUCUUUCUGUAAUGAGUUAGAGCGAUGUUUGACCUAAAUUAGGUCUCGGUAAAAGAAGAAGAAAAAAAAAAAGCGUGCAGAAGUACUUGCGCAAACAUCAUUUGAUCAGAAGCGAGCUAAUAGAUUGUAGAUGCAAGACAAGAGACAUUAGUAUUCAUCCAUCCAUUAAGAAAAAGAAUAAAGAAUCUGUUGUAUAAAUUCUGCCCGUUCUCGUCCACGUUUACUUUUUAAAGUCAAAGGAUCUCCGCUUUGUUUUGUCUACUGGACAAUUAGGCUUUGUCCUGAAGUGAUUUUCUGAAUUGUGAUUACAUUGGUGUUACACUUUGUAGCAGGUAGAUUUCUUAAUAAAUGAAGAAAAAAAAAAAUACAAACGUGAGUAAACUGUAUGUAUAAUUGGAUCGUCUACAUACUUGCUAGCCUAAAAAAAGAUUUUGAGCUAAAAAGGAAUCCACUGAGGUUAAAUGUCCAAUUUGUUUAUUGUCUCUUCUAUGUAAGGUCCUUUUCCUGUAAUGAACUACGUUACAAAGAAAGGCAGAUGGCGCGGUCAAGACAGCAGGUUUGAUUUGAUGAGAAGAGCGUAGAUGCACGCUGAAGGAAGCAGAAAGCAAACUAGCUCUUUCUUUUUGAGGAUUAUUAACCAUCAGGUUUUUACAUUCCAUUUUGUCAUCAGCAUUUCAACGUUACAAUCACAUAUACUUUAGAAAUGUCAAAAUCGGUUGUUUGUUUACAGACUUUUCUUUCUUUUUCGAAACACAUACUCAGGUAGCAAUCCUGAUGACAAAACUACAAAGAAAAGCUGGCUUACUUUUUUUUUUUUUUCGUUACCUUUCGUAGCCCUAAUGACAGUUUGAGGUGAUACUGAGAUUUUCUUCUCCACUGCAACAAAUGUGCAAUGUUUUAAUAUCAUGCGAUUUGUUUGUGCAUCUUGUGAAGAUACUACAGUGUACGCAUAUCACAGUUUCUACAGUGCCAUGAAAUGUAUCCAUCUACUAGCAUCGGUCAGUCAUUGGUCAGUAACGCCGGAUGAAUAUUGUGGCAUCUAACACUGGCAUGGAGAACAUCCAAGCCAUCCUUGCCUCCAUGCCAGGAGAAGUGCCAGGCAGUGCAGGAAGACCAAAGGAGGAACGCCGUAAAACCCACUAAAGCGAAAAGUGGCAUUCAAACGUGCAUACGACACAUGUGCCUAUGCAAAAAAAAAAAAAAAAAAAAAAAUGAUGAAGUCUAACGUCAAGAAAAGGGAAGAGCAAUGACUGAAAGAUGCUGAGUAGAACUAUGAUGUUUAGUUGGAUUCACCUGUCAAUGUAUUCAAGAGUGUUUUAAUUAAAGUAACAUAUAAAGCAACCUUACUGAUGUGCUAUGUAAUACACAACUGUCAUAUUUUGGCUAUUUUAUUCUACUGUAAAGGACAGAUUUAAGUUUUAGAAACUGUAUAAAGAAAAUACACUGUAACGGAAUAAAUACUUGGAGGGAACUAAGUCUUAACAUGCUGAACUUGCAUAUGGAUUACUGUUUUGUUGCUGUCUUUUCUUCCACUUCAAUAAAUAAUCAAAACAUCCAUUCACACAUGUAAUUAUUGGCAUAUUCAUUACAGGAAAAUGGGGUUUCUUAUAGCAGAAUGACUGAUUUGACUACCAGACGUGAAGAAAUUGAUGGUGCUGAGCUGAUCUACCUGACUCUGUCAAAUAUAACCUGCUGAUAAAACAUACUGUCUUGUACAAAAAGUUUGUACAUAAAUUGUACAUGGUUUCUUUUUGUAUUUUCUCAAAUUAAAAUGGAUGUAUUUGUGUUCUA